This is a messenger RNA of Hypoxylon fragiforme, 729 nucleotides long. RefSeq lists its product as uncharacterized. NCBI's taxonomy places the organism in Eukaryota, Fungi, Ascomycota, Sordariomycetes, Xylariales, Hypoxylaceae. The coding region runs from base 214 to 729 and encodes 171 amino acids. The transcript has 2 exons. The record is from RefSeq and is a predicted model, not a curated record.
CCCUCCGACCUUUCCAGUCCCGGCGGCGACCUCAACAGAGACUGCAGAUCUAUGUCUCGGGCCCGUGCGCGCCUACACCACCGACGCCGGCGGGAACAAGGUCUGAGACGAUGGCGCACCAACGCGGAGUGCGGCAGAAUCGACGCCCUGCUUGACACGGUGUUCGGAAUUGGGCACGCCGUUUGCGGGGGGUCAAGGUGACGAGGAGGGGGCAUGUCAAGCCGGAGGACAGACGAGGUCGAUUCGCUGGUCGAUACGUCUGCGAGGGGCAAAGUCGUCGUACAGUACGACCCGAACCAGCUGGCCGACGAGUCCCUGCCGUACACGCCGAAGCACGGCGCGUGUCGCGUGUGGCUGGAGUCGUCGCCGUACCAGCGGGACUGUGUGGCCAACAGCUGCCAGGGCGGCAGAAGCGGGACGGCUCGUGCCCCUAUGCAUCAGCUUCAGGGGGCGAUGGGCGUGACCGUGACGUCUUCUUAUUCUUUAACUACCACCUUUUCUAUCGGCUUCCCACUAAUAAGCCCUACGAUAUCAGUCACUUCUUCGAUUCCGGUGUCUCAAAAGAAGAAGACUUCUUCUUCUCUAGUUACCACGAGGUCGAUUAGUACUGCCACGUCUUCCAGUUACCAGUGCUGCGGUCCGGACUUCGUGUCGGUCGUGACGUUUUCGAUGUUUACUGCAACUGUUGGCUCUGAAAUAGGUAUAGGCGCCAAUGCCUCCAAACCUUAG